CUCUCCACCAGUCUCUCCGCGCCUCAGUCUCCUCUCUCCUCUCCCAGGGAGAGGAUCUGCGGAGGCACCUCCCCGAAUCUUAGGCUGCAGAGUCUGAGACUUCGAGAGAGGAGCCUAGGAGGAGACAGACUUUCCCCCAUCACUUCCUUUUGCUCAGAGGCAAGCAGAGGCGCGGAGCUUUAGAAAGUUGAGUGGUCAGCGCGGUAGGUGCUCCCUUUUUGCUCUUACACCGAGGCAGGGCCGGGACCUCCAGACCCAGGGUCUCACCUCAUCAGGCGCACCUUUCUCGGCUCCAGCAGCCAAUGCGCACCGGAGCCGCUCUCUGCAGACACAGAGAGCGGGCCAGCUUCUUGGUGUGCGCUUAAGAGAAUGGAUCGCAGGUCCCGGGCUCACUGGCGCCGAGCUCGCCACAAUUACAACGAUCUGUGCCCACCCAUUGGCCGCCGAGCAGCCACUGCGCUCCUCUGGCUCUCCUGCUCCAUCGCGCUCCUCCGCGCCCUCGCCACCUCCAACACCCGCGCCCAACAGCGCGCGGCUGCCCGCCGAAGCUUCCUUAACGCCCACCACCGCUCCGCCGCCCAGGUGAUCCCCGAGCCCCCAAAUUCCGACUCGGAUCAGGAGGAGGCAGACCAGGACCUGUCCCGCCCCGAGUGCCCUGACUACGAGGAAGAGUUCGACUACGAAUCUGAGACCGAGUCUGAAUCUGACAUUGAGUCUGACAUCGACUUCGACACCGAGACCGAGACCGCCCCCACCACAGAGCCGGAGACGGAGCCCGAGGACGAGCGCGGCCCCGCGGCGCUCAGGCAGAGAGCUUUCGGCCAGUCCCUCACCCAGCGCCUCCAAGCUCUGCGGGUGCGCAGCCCCGACGCCUCCCCGACUCGCUCCCAGCCCCGCAGCCAGCAGCCCCGGAGCCCCAGAGAGGGGGAGGAGCCUCAGCCCGGGCCCCGGGACCGGGAUCUGAGGGACCCCGAAGAGUCGGAGAAGCCCAAGGAGAAGCAGCAGCGAGGCGGCUGCAAGCCCAGGAAGCCCACCCGCCGCGACCCAUCCCCGGAGUCCCCUUCCAGACGGGGACCCAUCCCCAUCCGGCGUUUCUAAUGGAGGACACGGUCCAGAUUCUCCUUGUUUUCUUUGAUUCAGGUGCGGGAGAGUCUGGUAAAAGCACCAUUGUCAAGCAAAUGAGGAUUCUGCAUGUUAAUGGGUUUAAUGGAGAGGGCGGCGAAGAGGACCCGCAGGCUGCCACGAGCAACAGCGAAGGGGAGAAGGCCACCAAAGUGCAGGACAUCAAAAACAACCUGAAGGAGGCCAUUGAAACCAUUGUGGCCGCCAUGAGCAACCUGGUGCCGCCCGUGGAGCUGGCCAACCCCGAGAACCAGUUCCGCGUGGACUACAUUCUGAGUGUGAUGAACGUGCCCGACUUUGAUUUCCCUCCCGAAUUCUACGAGCACGCCAAGGCUCUGUGGGAGGACGAGGGCGUCCGAGCCUGCUAUGAGCGCUCCAACGAGUACCAGCUGAUUGACUGUGCCCAGUACUUCCUGGACAAGAUUGAUGUCAUCAAGCAGGACGACUAUGUCCCCAGCGAUCAGGACCUGCUUCGCUGCCGUGUCCUGACUUCUGGAAUCUUUGAGACCAAGUUCCAGGUGGACAAAGUCAACUUCCACAUGUUUGACGUGGGCGGCCAGCGUGACGAACGCCGCAAAUGGAUUCAAUGCUUCAAUGACGUGACUGCCAUCAUCUUCGUGGUGGCCAGCAGCAGCUACAACAUGGUCAUUCGGGAGGACAACCAGACCAACCGCCUGCAGGAGGCGCUGAACCUCUUCAAGAGCAUCUGGAACAACAGAUGGCUGCGCACCAUCUCUGUGAUCCUGUUCCUCAACAAGCAAGACCUGCUCGCGGAGAAAGUCCUUGCUGGGAAAUCGAAGAUUGAGGACUACUUUCCAGAAUUUGCUCGCUACACUACUCCUGAGGAUGCGACUCCCGAGCCUGGCGAGGACCCACGCGUGACCCGGGCCAAGUACUUCAUCCGCGAUGAAUUUCUGAGAAUCAGCACUGCCAGUGGAGAUGGGCGCCACUACUGCUACCCCCACUUCACCUGCGCUGUGGACACCGAGAACAUCCGCCGUGUGUUCAACGACUGCCGCGACAUCAUCCAGCGCAUGCACCUCCGUCAGUAUGAGCUGCUCUAAGAAGGGAACCCCCAAAUUUAAUUAAAGCCUUAAGCACAAUUAAUUAAAAAUGAAAUGUAAUUGUACACGCAGUUAAUCACCCACCAUAGGGCAUGAUUAACAAAGCAACCUUUCCUUUCCCCCUUGAGUGAUUUUGCGAAACCCCCUUUUCCCUUUCAGCUUGCUUAAAUAUUCCAAAUUUAGAAAGCUUAAGGCGGCCUUCAGAUAAAGAAAAAGAAAAAAAGGCCAAAAUGGUUCCCUCUCUCUUUAAGUAACUAAAAUUAACAGCAGCAAACAGAAAUAAAAGAAA
Myotis davidii is the source of this 2475-nucleotide messenger RNA. RefSeq names its product guanine nucleotide-binding protein G(s) subunit alpha isoforms short. Gene Ontology annotation, cellular component: heterotrimeric G-protein complex. Lineage: Eukaryota; Metazoa; Chordata; Mammalia; Chiroptera; Vespertilionidae. The transcript is spliced from 13 exons. The coding region runs from base 1098 to 2186 and encodes 362 amino acids. The record is from RefSeq and is a predicted model, not a curated record. Gene Ontology annotation, biological process: sensory perception of chemical stimulus; adenylate cyclase-activating dopamine receptor signaling pathway. Gene Ontology annotation, molecular function: corticotropin-releasing hormone receptor 1 binding; insulin-like growth factor receptor binding; GTP binding.